Mobula hypostoma (lesser devil ray) is the source of this 880-nucleotide messenger RNA. RefSeq names its product ribosomal protein S6 (gene rps6). Gene Ontology annotation, biological process: translation. The record is from RefSeq and is a predicted model, not a curated record. The transcript has 6 exons. Gene Ontology annotation, molecular function: structural constituent of ribosome. Gene Ontology annotation, cellular component: ribosome. NCBI's taxonomy places the organism in Eukaryota, Metazoa, Chordata, Chondrichthyes, Myliobatiformes, Myliobatidae. Bases 90 to 839 code for a protein of 249 amino acids.
GCGAGACGUUGGGCGUAUGUGUCCGCGCGGAGCGGAAGCGCCGCCUCUUUUUUGACGGUGGCUGAAGGACGUGGUGUUGCUGGUUCGACAUGAAGUUAAACAUUUCUUUCCCAGCCACUGGCUGUCAGAAACUGAUCGAAGUGGAUGAUGAGCGUAAACUGCGUACCUUUUAUGAGAAGCGUAUGGCUACUGAGGUUGCUGCUGACUGCUUGGGGGAUGAGUGGAAGGGGUAUGUUGUGCGGAUAAGCGGUGGCAACGAUAAGCAGGGUUUCCCCAUGAAACAAGGUAUCUUAACUAAUGGCCGUGUGCGUCUGCUACUGAGCAAGGGCCAUUCCUGCUAUCGCCCCAGGAGGACUGGUGAGCGAAAACGCAAAUCUGUCCGUGGAUGCAUUGUUGAUGCCAAUCUCAGUGUCCUGAAUUUGGUUAUCAUUAAGAAAGGUGAGAAGGAUAUCCCUGGGCUAACAGACAAUACAGUACCCCGUCGUCUUGGGCCCAAAAGGGCUAGUAAAAUCCGCAAGCUGUUCAACCUGUCUAAGGAGGAUGAUGUGCGCCAGUACGUUGUACGGAGACCUCUGACCAAGGAAGGUAAAAAACCUAGAACUAAAGCUCCUAAGAUUCAGCGCUUGGUAACUCCUCGGGUUCUGCAGCACAAACGUAGACGCAUUGCCCUGAAGAAACAUCGUACCCAGAAGAACAAGGAGGCUGCAGCAGAAUAUGCCAAACUUCUGGCCAAGAGAAUGAAGGAGGCUAAGGAGAAACGUCAGGAGCAGAUUGCAAAGAGACGACGUCUUUCUUCGCUCAGGGCCUCAACGUCAAAAUCUGAAUCUAGCCAAAAGUAAAAAUGCUGGCUGGAUUGACAAAUUAAAAAGAUUUUGUUGAA